This is a messenger RNA of Scomber scombrus (Atlantic mackerel), 1736 nucleotides long. RefSeq names its product ribosomal modification protein rimK-like family member A (gene rimkla). NCBI's taxonomy places the organism in Eukaryota, Metazoa, Chordata, Actinopteri, Scombriformes, Scombridae. Bases 531 to 1736 code for a protein of 401 amino acids. Gene Ontology annotation, biological process: protein modification process. Gene Ontology annotation, molecular function: metal ion binding; ATP binding; ligase activity, forming carbon-nitrogen bonds. The record is from RefSeq and is a predicted model, not a curated record. Gene Ontology annotation, cellular component: cytoplasm. The transcript has 5 exons.
GGAGCGUUUUAGGUUUGUUUAGGUUAUUGUAACAAACCGACGACUUUGCGGUUUGCAACGCCGUACCGCUGCUGCGUUCACAGGAAGCUUUUUAUUGAUAGUUUCGAGGUGGCAAGUGGAAGAGAUAACAGCGGUUCGGCUUGAGCUUUGUUUCGCUUUAAUGAGAUAAGUUUCUGCGGUUAAAAAUACCAGUAUUUUCGGCUGGCUUGUGUGGAAUUGGCGCGGUCUGAGCUCAUCUAAGUUAACUCCGUCCUGGGAGGACUAAAUGGCUGCAAAUGAAGGGAAGCAAAGGUGAUAAAGAAGAGUAUUCAUCAUAGCCGGUUCGGCCCAGACAGCGGUUUAUCCGUGGUCCUGUUUUUAGCCACAUCACAGCCUGCUCGCACCGUUACCCGCCGAGGUCUCCAUUGUGUGAGCAUCUCUGUGCUAUUCCCCCACUGCUGCCCCCGACACCUGCCGUAGCUACAACGGUGUGUUUUCAGCUGGAUUUUUUUUCUUUUUCUCUUCAACUUUUUUAAAUCCUCGCAACCAAAAUGUGCUCUCGGAUCUGGUUCGUGACCGACCGGCGCAUCAGCCAGGAGUAUCCACAAGUUCAGAUCCUUCGGGCACUGAAGGAGCGCUGUGCCGACGAAGAUGUUGAAUUCCGCUCUCUUCUCAUGGAUCAAAUCGUGCUUACGAUCAGCGAGGGACAAUUAGGUCUGCGAGUGGAGCAGGAAUUGGUGACAUCCUAUCCACAGGUGGUGGUGGUGCGCGUGCCCACGCCCUGGGUGCAGUCAGAUAGUGACAUCACUGUGCUGCGCCACUUGGAGAAGAUGGGCUGCCGGCUGAUCAACCGGCCUCAGGCCAUACUCAACUGUGUCAACAAGUUCUGGACCUUUCAAGAGCUGGCGGGCCAUGGGGUGCCUCUUCCUAACACUUUCUCCUACGGAGGGCAUGACAACUUCCGUAAGAUGAUUGACGAAGCAGAGCCGCUGGGCUACCCAGUGGUAGUGAAGAAUGCACGUGGCCACAGGGGCAAGGCUGUAUUCUUGGCACGGGACCAACAUCACCUGACAGACCUGUGUCACUUGAUCCGCCAUGACACCCCAUACCUGUUUCAGGAGUAUAUCAAGGAGUCUCAUGGCCGUGACGUGCGGGUGGUCCUGGUGGGCGGCCGUGUCAUCGGCUCCAUGCUACGCUGCUCUACCGAUGGGCGCAUGCAGAGCAACUGCUCCCUGGGUGGUAUAGGUAUGAUGUGCCCACUGAGUGAGCAGGGGAAGCAGCUGGCCACAGAGGUGUCCAACAUCCUCGGCAUGGAUGUGUGCGGCAUUGACCUCCUGCAGCUCAACAAUGGCUCGUUUGUAGUCUGUGAGGCAAAUGCCAACGUGGGCUUCAUUGCCUUCGACCAGGCCUGUGGCAUGGAUGUGGCAGGCAUUGUUGCCGACUACGCCCUAUCGAUGCUCCCCAGUCGCCUCACACGCAAGAUGUCCCUGCUGUCUGUUGUUUCGAGCACCAGCGAGACCAGCAGUGAGCCUGAAGUUUGCCCUGUGCCCACCGGCGGCAGCUCCCUGCCCGAGGCUGUCUGUAACAUGAGCGUGGGCUCCACCUCCAGCGAGAGCGACCCAGAGCUGGCCGAGCCCUCCCAGUCUUCACCCCGCCAGGCCUCGGCACCCGCCCUUCCUGAUCUCCCCAACCUCCCUGAUCCAGCCUACAACUUCAACACCAUUCUUGCCAAUGAGAUCAAGUUAUUGACUGAGUGA